AUAAUCUCCAUCAUGUCGUGGCAGAAGGAUGUUACUGGUUUUCGAGAUGCUGUUAGAGACAUUCAUACCAUCCCCAGGGCAAUUCUUUGCAAUCCAAACGCGAAGGUGGAGUUGAAUCUGGAGGGCUUUCAUCGCGGCGAGCCAACAACUCAACAACCACUAAUUCCACACCAAGGAGUUCGAAAUAGCUGGAGUCGUCAGGGUUGGAUAGCUCAUGAGAAACUUGCCACACCUCCGGGGAAACUUCCGGCUAACUUUGAGGGCCUAUUUCAAAAUGAUGCUGCCGUUGGAAAUCGUAAGACUAGGAAACAGCAAAGGCAACAAAUGCAAAAGCAAAGACAGGGUCAGAUGCAGAAUAUGGAAAAUUCGAAAGUUGCGAAAAUCCAAUUAAACACUGAGAAUGAUAAAGAACGCAAACAACAACGUAAAAAGGCGCGGAAAGAGAUGCUGGCAAAAAUGACCCCUCAACAGCGAGAAGCUUGGAAGUCACGCAGAAAAGCUCGCAGAGCUCAACGUCAGAUGUUGAGAGGUAGUCAGCGGGGUUUGCGUAAAAACAACGACCCAACAAAUGGAUCACAUGUAUCACCUCUUUAA
Messenger RNA from Rodentolepis nana, 594 nucleotides. The record is from the annotation of a GenBank genome assembly. NCBI's taxonomy places the organism in Eukaryota, Metazoa, Platyhelminthes, Cestoda, Cyclophyllidea, Hymenolepididae.